UGAACAUGUGUGACUUCAAACAACAGGAAAUAGACUGUCCGCGUGCUUUCUGUGUGCGUCACCGACCCGCUGUCACUGGCAUCCUGUGUAGUUUCAGACAUUGUCUUUUAGAGUUAAACAUGCUGGUUAGCAGCUGAUGCUAAGUGUUAGCACUCUGACAGCUGCAGGCUAAACUGAUUAAAGGUGGAGACUGUUUGAAGGUGAUGUCUCAACAGGCGGGGCGGCGCUACCUGCGGGCGUUCGUUAGCGGCUUCUUCGUCGCAGUUCCCGUCACGGUGACCGUCCUCGACCGACUCGCCUAUGUGGCGCGAGUAGAGGGAGCGUCGAUGCAGCCCUCCCUGAACCCGGAGGGGGGGUCUGACUGUGACGUCGUUCUGCUGAACCGAUGGAGCGUCAGGAACUACGAAGUCCAGCGAGGCGACGUCGUCUCCGUCAUGUCGCCCAAGAAUCCCCAGCAGAAGAUCAUCAAGCGUGUGAUCGGCCUGGAGGGAGACUUCAUCAGGACUCUGGGAUACAAGAACCGGUACGUUCGGGUUCCUGACGGUCACUUCUGGCUGGAGGGCGAUCAUCAUGGACACAGUCUGGACAGCAACAGCUUCGGACCGGUGUCAGUGGGGCUUCUCCACGGCCGAGCCUCUCACAUCAUCUGGCCUCCGAACCGCUGGCAGAGAAUCACAGCAUCCCUCCCCCCGAACCGAGGCCCGCUGGACACUGAGGAGGAGGAGGGAUGAAGACACACACAUUUAAUAACUGUCAGUGAGCCUGAAAGGUUAGAGGGACGCAGCUGUAGGAUAGUUUGAAGACACACUUUGAAUGUCAUGUUCAGAAGACAUUGUUAUAUAAACUUUACUUUGUUCAUUUUGCCAUUUUCAACAUCAAUAAUCAUCUCAAUUAAAGACUUUAUUUUACAAA
Eleginops maclovinus (Patagonian blennie) is the source of this 912-nucleotide messenger RNA. It is a transcript of the gene immp2l, whose product is annotated as inner mitochondrial membrane peptidase subunit 2. The record is from RefSeq and is a predicted model, not a curated record. Lineage: Eukaryota; Metazoa; Chordata; Actinopteri; Perciformes; Eleginopidae. Gene Ontology annotation, molecular function: serine-type endopeptidase activity. The coding region runs from base 204 to 731 and encodes 175 amino acids. The transcript has 6 exons. Gene Ontology annotation, cellular component: mitochondrial inner membrane peptidase complex; membrane.